CCGCGACGCGCUCGACGACGCGCGACGGACGCGACCGCCGACGCGAGACGGACGCGGUGCAGCGCGCGGGUCGUCUCGGCGACGCGCGAAGAGCGACGCGAGGCGCGGCGAAGGACGCGCGCGGGGCGACGCGAGGGUUUCCGAUCGGUCGACGCGCGAGGACGCGCGAGCGCGCGCUGAAGCGCUCGAAAGCGCGAUGGUGUACGCGUGCGGUGACGAUGGAUUGAGCGUGCAAGACCUGGCGACGCUGGACGUCGGGUCGCUGACGCCGCUGUCGCCGGAGGUGAUCUCGAGGCAAGCCACCAUCAACAUCGGCACCAUCGGACACGUCGCGCACGGGAAAUCGACGGUGGUGAAGGCGAUCUCCGGCGUGCAGACGGUGCGGUUUAAGAAUGAGCUGGAGAGAAACAUUACGAUUAAGCUAGGAUACGCGAACGCGAAGAUAUACAAGUGCGAGGAUGAGAAAUGCCCGAGACCGGAUUGCUAUCGAGCGUACUCGUCGACGAAGGAGGACGCGCCGGCGUGCGAGGUGAAGGGAUUCGAGGAUAAAAAGAUGCAGUUGGUGCGACACGUGUCGUUUGUGGAUUGCCCUGGACACGAUAUUUUGAUGGCGACCAUGUUGAACGGGGCGGCCGUGAUGGAUGGGGCGUUGUUGUUGAUCGCCGGGAACGAGACGUGUCCGCAGCCGCAGACGAGCGAGCACUUGGCGGCGGUGGAGAUUAUGCGACUGAAGCACAUCAUCAUUUUGCAAAAUAAGAUUGAUUUGGUGCAAGAGAACGCGGCGGCGAACCAGUACGAUACGAUCUGCAAAUUCAUUCAAGGCACGAUCGCGGAUGGUGCGCCCGUGAUUCCGAUCUCGGCGCAGUUAAAGUACAACAUCGACGUCGUGUGCGAGUACAUCAUCAAAAAGAUUCCGGUGCCGGAGAGGAAUUUCAUCUCCCCGCCGAACAUGAUCGUCAUUCGAUCGUUCGACGUGAACAAACCCGGCGCAGAGGUUGAAGAAAUUCAAGGCGGCGUCGCCGGUGGAUCGAUUCUCCAAGGCGUGUUGAAGGUUGGUCAAGACAUCGAGGUUCGCCCCGGCAUCGUCACCAAGGACGCGGAUGGGAAAAUUCAGUGCAAGCCCAUCAUGACUCGCAUCGUUUCGCUGUUUGCGGAGCAAAACCUGCUUCAGUACGCCGUCCCGGGUGGUUUAAUCGGCGUCGGUACGACGUGCGACCCGACGCUCACGCGCGCCGAUCGCCUCGUCGGUCAAGUGCUCGGCGAAGUCGGCAAGCUCCCCGAGGUUUUCACCGAACUCGAAGUCAACUUUUUCCUCCUCCGUCGUCUCCUCGGCGUUCGCACCCAAGGCAGCGAGCGCCAAGGGAAGGUAUCGAAGCUCGCCAAGAGCGAAGUUUUGAUGUUGAACAUAGGUUCCAUGUGCACCGGCGCGCGCGUCGUCGCCGUCAAGUCGGAUCUCGCCAAGCUUCAGCUCACGUCGCCCGUGUGCACCAAGGUUGGCGAAAAAGUCGCGUUGAGUCGUCGCGUCGAGAAGCAUUGGCGCUUGAUCGGCUGGGGGUCCAUUCAGGCCGGCACCGAGCUCAGCGAAUAAUAGCACAUUACCAUCACGCGUCUUUC
Ostreococcus lucimarinus CCE9901 is the source of this 1614-nucleotide messenger RNA. RefSeq lists its product with no specific name. Bases 197 to 1588 code for a protein of 463 amino acids. Gene Ontology annotation, molecular function: translation initiation factor activity; GTP binding; tRNA binding. The transcript has a single exon. Lineage: Eukaryota; Viridiplantae; Chlorophyta; Mamiellophyceae; Mamiellales; Bathycoccaceae. Gene Ontology annotation, cellular component: cytosol; eukaryotic translation initiation factor 2 complex. The record is from RefSeq and is a predicted model, not a curated record. Gene Ontology annotation, biological process: positive regulation of translational fidelity; formation of translation preinitiation complex.